AAGGCAGGGGGCGGGGAGAAGCAGGGCCCUUUAGGACCCGGCUGCGGCUGCGGGGGAGGAGGAAGAAGCGGAGGAGGCGGCUCCCGCGCUCGCAGGGCCGUGCCACCUGCCCGCUCGCUCGCCGCCGUCGCGCUCACCACCGCCAACAUGCUGCCGAGACUGGGCGGCCCCGCGCUGCCGCUGCUCCUGCCGCCCUCGCUGCUGCUGCUGCCGCUGCUGCUGGGCGCCGGCGGCGGCCGCGGCGUGCGCGCCGAGGUGCUGUUCCGCUGCCCGCCCUGCACGCCCGAGCGCCUGGCCGCCUGCGGGCCCCCGCCGGCCGCGCCGCCCGCCGCCGCCGCCGCCGCCGCCGCCUCCGGGGUGGCCGGCGACGCCCGCGCGCCUUGCGCCGAGCUGGUCCGCGAGCCGGGCUGCGGCUGCUGCUCCGUGUGCGCGCGGCUGGAGGGCGAGGCGUGCGGCGUCUACACCCCGCGCUGCGCCCAGGGGCUGCGCUGCUACCCCCACCCGGGCUCCGAGCUGCCCCUGCAGGCGCUGGUCCUGGGCGAGGGCACUUGCGAAAAGCGCCGCGACGCCGAGUACGGCGCCAGCCCCGAGCAGGUUGCAGACAACGGCGACGAGCCCUCUGAAGGAGGCCUGGUUGAGAACCACGUGGAUGGGACCGUGAACCUCUUGGGCGGUGGAGGUGGCGCUGGCCGGAAGCCCCUCAAGUCAGGCAUGAAGGAGUUGGCGGUGUUCCGGGAGAAGGUCACCGAGCAGCACCGGCAGAUGGGCAAGGGGGGCAAGCAUCACCUUGGUCUGGAUGAGCCCAAGAAGCUGCGGCCACCACCUGCCAGGACCCCCUGCCAGCAGGAGUUGGACCAAGUCCUGGAGCGGAUCUCCACCAUGCACCUUCCAGAUGAGCGGGGCCCUCUGGAGCACCUCUACUCCUUACACAUCCCCAACUGUGACAAGCAUGGCCUGUAUAACCUCAAACAGUGCAAGAUGUCUCUGAACGGGCAGCGUGGGGAGUGCUGGUGUGUGAACCCCAACACUGGGAAGCUGAUCCAGGGAGCCCCCACCAUCCGGGGGGACCCCGAGUGUCAUCUCUUCUACAACGAGCAGCAGGAGGCCCGUGGGGUGCACAGCCAGCGGAUGCAGUAACCCCCAGCCGGCCGGUGCCGGGCACCCCCCGCCCCCACCCCCUCUGCAAACACUGGCAGAGAGGAGAGCCUUGCGUGGUGGGUGGGGAGGGUUUUCCAGGAGUGUUGACACGUGUAUUUAUAUUUGGAAAGAGACCAGCACCGAGCUCGGCACACCCCCGCCUUCCCCCUCCCCAGCGGGAGCUGCCUGCACCCUCGCCUUCUCCUGUCCCAGCUGGGGAGGAAGGGUGCUUGCAGGGGUGGAGCUGGGGGAAAGGCUUGGGAGGGGGGAAAAAGAAAUUUUUAUUUUUGAACCCCCGUGUUUCUUUUGCUUAAGAUUAAAGGAAGGAAAAAUAAA
Zalophus californianus (California sea lion) is the source of this 1473-nucleotide messenger RNA. It is a transcript of the gene IGFBP2, whose product is annotated as insulin like growth factor binding protein 2. The record is from RefSeq and is a predicted model, not a curated record. The coding region runs from base 148 to 1137 and encodes 329 amino acids. The transcript is spliced from 4 exons. Gene Ontology annotation, molecular function: insulin-like growth factor I binding; insulin-like growth factor II binding. Gene Ontology annotation, cellular component: extracellular region. NCBI's taxonomy places the organism in Eukaryota, Metazoa, Chordata, Mammalia, Carnivora, Otariidae. Gene Ontology annotation, biological process: regulation of insulin-like growth factor receptor signaling pathway.